Myotis brandtii (Brandt's bat) is the source of this 2606-nucleotide messenger RNA. Its product is annotated as zinc finger protein 14 homolog. Bases 207 to 1808 code for a protein of 533 amino acids. The record is from RefSeq and is a predicted model, not a curated record. Gene Ontology annotation, biological process: regulation of cytokine production; negative regulation of transcription by RNA polymerase II; regulation of immune system process. The transcript has 5 exons. NCBI's taxonomy places the organism in Eukaryota, Metazoa, Chordata, Mammalia, Chiroptera, Vespertilionidae.
CCAGCGCUCCGCUCCGCCUUAGCGCACUCCCGGCAACCCUUUGGGGCGGACACCAGGCCCUCCCUACCGCAGACUACAUUUCCCACAGGCCUCUGCACGUAGUUUUGUAAGGGCUUCGUUGCUGGUGUCGCCUCCAGAGAUCUGGUUUAUAUGGAUUUUGCAGUUUUCCAGCAGAAAUCUUGAGAAGCACUAACCAGUUCAAAACCAUGGCCUUUGGUCCAGUGACAUUCAGGGAUGUGGCCAUAGACUUCUCACCGGAAGAAUGGGAAUUCCUGGACUCAGCUCAGAGGGACUUAUAUAGGGAUGUGAUGUGGGAAAAUUAUAGAAACUUCAUUUCACUGGCAGGACAUUCCAUUUCUACACCAGAUGUGAUUACAUUAUUGGAUGACGGGAAGGAGCCCUGGAUGCUUAUGAGGGAAAGGAUAAGAAGACACUACCUUGAUUUGGACUCCAGAUACAGGACUAAUACUUUAUCUUCAGAAAAGGAUAUUUGUGAAAUAUAUUCAUUCCAAUUGGAAGUAAUGGAAAAAAUUAAAAGCUAUUGCCUUCAGGACUCCAUUUUUAGAAAUGAUUGGGAAUGCAAAAGUAAGAUUGAGGGGCAAAUGGAACCACAAGAAGGAUGUUUGGGGCAAGUGGAAAUUACUUCUGAAAAAAUGACCACAUACAAAAAGCAUAAUUUUCUCGCUGAAUAUCAGAGAAUUCAUAAUAGGGAAAAGUUAUAUGAAUGUAAGGAAUGUAGGAAGACCUUUAUUCGUCGCUCAACACUUAGUCAACACCUGAGAAUUCAUACUGGUGAGAAACCUUAUAAAUGUAAGGAAUGUGGGCAGGCUUUUAGACAACGUGCACACCUUAUUCGACAUCACAAACUUCAUACUGGUGAGAAACCCUAUCAAUGUAAGGAAUGUGGGAAGGCCUUUACAGUGCUCCAAGAACUUACUCAACAUCAGAGACUCCAUACUGGUGAAAAGCCCUAUGAAUGUAAAGAAUGUGGAAAGGCCUUUAGAGUACAUCAGCAACUUGCUCGACAUCAGAGAAUUCACACUGGUGAGAAACCCUAUGAAUGUAAGGCGUGUGGGAAGACCUUUAGGCAGUGUACACACCUUACUCGACAUCAGAGACUUCAUAUUGCUGAGAAGCUCUAUGAAUGUAAGCAAUGUGGGAAAGCCUUCGUGUGUAGUCCAGACCUUCGAGUACAUCAGAAAAUUCAUUUUGGUGAGAAGCCCUAUGAAUGUAAGGAAUGUGGAAAGACUUUUAGAAUAUGCCAACAACUUACUGUCCAUCAGAGUAUUCAUACUGGUGAGAAACCCUAUGAAUGUAAGGAAUGUGGGAAGACUUUUAGAUUAAGACAACAACUUGUUCGCCACCAGAGAAUUCAUACUCAUGAGAAGCCCUAUGAAUGUAUGGAAUGUUGGAAGACCUUUAGUAGUUACUCACAACUUAUUUCACACCAGAGCAUUCAUAUUGGUGAGAGACCUUAUGAAUGUGAAGGAUGUGGGAAGGCCUUUAGACUGCUUUCUCAACUUACUCAACAUCAGAGUAUUCAUACUGGUGAGAAACCCUAUGAAUGUAAGGAAUGUAGAAAACCCUUUAGACUGCUCUCACAACUUACUCAACAUCAGAGUAUUCAUACUGGUGAGAAACCUUAUGAAUGUAAGGAGUGUGGUAAGGCUUUUAGACUUUAUUCAUUUCUUACUCAACAUCAGAGAAUUCAUACAGGUGAGAAACCCUACAAAUGUAAGGAAUGUAAGAAGGCCUUUAGACAGCAUUCACACCUUACUCAACAUCAGAAAAUUCAUAAUGAAAUUUAGUACAAGAAAGCCUUGAUGUGUACAUUAUGUUACAGAAUAUCACAAAAUUCAUUUUGAGAAUUGUUUUCAUGCUCACAUCAAAGCAUAAGAAAUUUUAUAUGACAGGAAAAAUUUUGCUUUAAAAGCCUUCCUUCAUCAUUCAAACAUUGCCUCUGGCAAAUGUAUGUCAGAGAAUAAUACAAUUAAUAUAAGAAAAGCUUUAGCUUUCUUUAUCAUUGUCUCCAUUUCACCACUUUAUUACCACUUUGUUACUGGGCAAGGUACUUAAACUUCUGUGACUCAUCUUGUUCACGUGUAAAAUGGUGAUAAUAUGUAUAUUAUUUAUUGCUGUAUAAUAAAUUACCACAACUUAAUAGCUUAAAAUAAUACAUAUAUAUUAUUUCACAAUUUCUAUGGAUUGGGAGUCUGGGUGUAACUUAGUUGGGUCUUCUGCUUCAGAAUUUCUCAUGAGGCUAAAAUCAAGAUUUUAGCUAAGGCUGGGUCUGAUCUGAAGGCUCAACUGGGAAAGGGAUCCACUUCCAACCUCAUAUGGUUGUUGGCUGAAUUUAUUUUCUUGAGGGCUACUGCACUGAGGUCCUAAGUUUCUGACUGUUGGCAAAAGGCUGACCCCAGUGCCUUGCCACAUAGACCUCUUCAACAUGGCUGCUUCAUCAACAAAUAGUCUGCUAGAAUCAUAAAAUUUAUAAUCUUGUGUAGUCUAAUCACUGAAGGAAUAUUUCAUCACUUUAUGUCUUCUACUGGCUAGAAGCAAAUUUCUAGGUUACCUGCACUCAAGGGAAGAGGAUUCCAUAAGAGUGU